AGCAAGUCAAAAUAAAAUGAUAAAGCACACAGAAAGCCCGCAACCUUCCCGAACCCUCACACCCAACAGAAAGAAACAUAGAAGCAGUAUGGACCAAUUCCUUAUGAGUAAACAAAUUAAUUAUAUAUUACAUAUUGUACGAUAUAAUUUUCUGGAUUCUCCUUCACAGUCUGUGUCUUAGUUCCUUAUCAAUACCAAUGAUGAAUAUUACAGUAUUUUUUUCUUUCUGUUUUAGAGGGACAACCUUAAAAAUAGGUGACUGCAUAGACAUCUUUUUUUGCCCAAAUGUGUGUAGUAUGAGUUACAAUUCUAUCCACGAGUAAAAAGAAAUGAGCCCUUCAUUUAGAUUUGCUACAAACCCUAUUGGUGUAGCUUAUUGUCAUAAACCGCUUUACCUCUUGAUCACUCAGUUUCAUUAUUACUUUGCAUAACGAGUGAAAUGUGUGUAUUUAAACAAGGUACAAGGUCUACGGCAAUAAAGUAGUAUGGAAUUUCUGUUGUCAUGACGAAAAAAACCCAGGUAUAACUGAGGAAAUUCAAAGAGCCACAACACUUUCAGGUGGCUUUGCAUGAACAACAAGGCCAUCAGGUCGCAACUAACAUUCUGAGUCAUGUGGUCAGUGUGUUCAGAUGAAAGGGAACAUAAACUUCAGGAUGGUAUCCAUUGCCUUUCUGAAAGAAAACAAUGAAAGCGGAAUGAACGUGAACAGCCAUCAAACCACAACAAACCCCAGAGAUGCUAGCACAUGAAUGCCAUGGUGACAAUUUUGAGGGAGAUACAAAGGCGUCAGUGACACAAAUAAGUGGAAGUGAGUAAGAAAAGAAAAAAAAAAGUUCGAAAGAAAAAAAAGCAUGGACGUUAAGUUCCUCUGGACUUUUUUUUCUUGAUAAAUAGAAGUUUGUCUCUGAAGCUUAUAAAGCUCAGCAUAAAGCAGGAGUGAGAAUAAACCUGGGAGUGUGUAGUUAGGUAAGAUGACCUAUUCAACAUUAUUCAGCAUUAAUUGAUUAGAAAUUACAAACCAGACUCAAAACUUUUAUUUUUCCUAUUAUUCAUUAGAAAACGUUUUUGUUUUUAAGAGGGUUUAUAAGACUCUUGAAUAUUGGAGAUCUUUGAUCAUGUACGUAAAUAUCUAUUGUCUUACAUUUUGUUACUUUUUUCAGAUUUUUUUUUUUUUUUUUGGAUUUUUAAAUUAUUGUUCCUACCCCCACUGUACAUGUUUUUUAGGCACGCAGGAUAGCUUGUGGUGCUCUGUGCAUUAAACAAGAUGAAUUCCUUCUGAAUUAUCUCUUCUUUUGCUUUCUUUUUAAGAGUUUCCACUCCUCUUCAACCAUCUCUGUUGUGCUGAUGAAGCUGCUCAUUUUUUCCCUCCUCUCUGCAUUUCUGCUCGUCCGUUGUCAGAACCCAAGGAAGCACUGGACUCUGCUGCCCAACAUUCUGGUUGUGGAGGUGGACGGCACUUUGGGCCAGCAGCCUCUGAGCUGUUUGGAGCUGUCAGAAGAACGUUUGGGGGAACACAAUCGAAGUCUUGGAAUCUUCUGGAAAAAGAACGGAGCCCUGGAGCCACAAACAGGAAAUCUGUACAUGGUGCAGUUGGUGGAAAGUUUGGGUGGGGGCAACUACACCUGUCACAGCGAGGAUGGUUCACUCCUCAAUUAUACUGAGCUCCUGAUUCAUCAGGAGGACCAAGACAGCAGAAGGAUUCUUGUAAAAGGGGGAAAAGAGGAUUACUUGAAUUGCUCUGCUCAGAGUUACAGUGGGGAGUUCCACUGCUCUUGGACGUGGCACAGCAGUCGUGUGGGCAAAGUGGCAUUCGUCAUUGCUGAGCGCUUUUCUAGCAGCAAUAGCACCCAGUGUUCUCUGGAUGCCAAUGACCAGCACUGGGUUUGCUUAUCAGCUAAUGGUAAAGUCAGCUGCUCUGUGGACGACAACGAACGAGGGGUCUCUUGUUUGGACGAGCAGCACUGCCCCUAUGCCGAAGAGCACCACCCGAUCCACGUCACCAUCUUUGUGAGGACCGAGCACUAUCUACUGGAGAGCUACUCAAAACUCUUUUUCAUGUCAGAAAUAGUGAAACCCGACAAGGUGAGAAUUGACAGAGUCAACACAACAGUGAUUGAGUGGAGUUACCCAAGCUCUUGGAGCAAACCCCAUUCCUACUUCCCCCUAACCUUCCAGAUUGCACAACUCAAGGGUCGAUGCAGAAGGUGUGAGAACUUGUGCACUGCUGUAAAACCAUCAAAGCUCCUGACAGUCCAGUCUACAGACGGCUGUCAGUUUAAAGUGAAGCACAGGACUAAAGCUGUGUGCGUCCGAGCAAAGGAUGCUUUCUGCAACUCUCAGUGGAGCGACUGGAGCCACAUAACACUGAAGAAGAUCAGGAGGAACAAAGUGAAGCACAACAAAAAAGGAUGACAGAAGACUGCAGCGAUGGACACACCACUUUACAUGUAUGCUUCUUCGCUGAUAUAAUCAUUUUUAUUUAACGUAUAGAUAAAUAAAUACAU
Messenger RNA from Oryzias latipes (Japanese medaka), 2505 nucleotides. RefSeq names its product interleukin 12Ba (gene il12ba). The record is from RefSeq and is a predicted model, not a curated record. Lineage: Eukaryota; Metazoa; Chordata; Actinopteri; Beloniformes; Adrianichthyidae. Gene Ontology annotation, molecular function: protein binding.